Molecule: messenger RNA, 1557 nt
Organism: Penicillium digitatum Pd1
Lineage: Eukaryota; Fungi; Ascomycota; Eurotiomycetes; Eurotiales; Aspergillaceae
Source: RefSeq, a predicted model, not a curated record
AUGGGCUCUGUACAUGACUAUCAGAAUGAGUUGACUCCGGAUCAUCAGGCAUCGGCAGAGAGCAAUCAUGAAGCUGAUCAAACAUCCCACAAGUCUUCAAUGGCCCGCAACAAAUGGCAGGAAUAUCUAAACAGUGUAACUGACAAUUAUGGAUUGGACUCCGGGCGCCCUGAUCAGGAUCUGACUUUCAACAACGACCAUGCUGCCAUAGACAUCAACUAUGCGUUGGAUUUGAUUGGGUCUCGAUUGCAUAACGAGGAAGCCUCGCAGUCGAAAGUCUCUCAACCUGACCCAAAACAAGUCCAAUUUUGCAGUGGUUACUACUCUUCCCCGGUGCCCAUCAAUAUCCCGAGGUACUUGUCUCCGCUUCCAUCAUCGCUGCUGGAAAACCCCAUCAAUUUGAUGUACUUCCAUCAUUUCCUAAACCACACUGCUCGGAUGCUUGUCCCGCACAACUGCGAUAAUAAUCCGUUCAUCUCGGUUUUGCCCUCAAUGGCAAUCGGUGAUUCCAAUCUCCUGAACUUGUUGCUUGCAUAUUCCGCUAGUCAUCGUGCUCGAUACCUAGGUCAUCCCGAACCCGCCAAUCGAAUCGCUCAUUGGGUCAGCAAGGUUUUCCCAACCUUGCGUAUGGCAUUAGAGUCAUCCAGUGAAGACAUCACUGACAGUCACUUGGCCACAGCCAUUAUGCUGUUGUCAUUAAAGAUCGUUUCUCCAAGGACAUUUGAAGUGCCGAUCACCUGGAAGAGCCAUCUGAAGCUUGCUCGCGAUUUAUUCCUUGCACGAAGUGAGAGUAUGUCGCAGCCUGGAAACCGGAUCGGGGCGUUCUUCGCCCGCUGGCUGGGCUACCUCGACACUAUGGGAUCUCUGUCAUGUCGAGAAGCUGGUCCUCCGCUAAUGAUAUACCACUCCAUCCUAACAGACUGUUCCGCGCCUGACAGUCUUGAUGAGUUUGGCGUUGACUGCUUCACUGGGUUCACUCCCCGCACUGGAGUCUUUCUGAUCCGUCUUGCACGGCUGGUGCAGGAAUGUGACAACCAACGCUUCGAUGAAAUGGGUAACUUCCGGCAUGAUUGGCACGCAUCUGCGGAAGUUGUUCUGGAAGCGCAAUCCGUACUUGGUGAUAUCGACGGGAUCAGCGAGCGAGCGUAUACCAGCCUUGAACACCAUCAUGGCGUUGAGUCUUCGGACAUGAUAGCCAUCGAGGAGGCCUUCCGGUAUGCCGGUCUUCUGCAUCUCCAUCGACGUGUCCUUGGGUCUUCGCCUUCCUCCUUCCCCGUGAAGGAGGUAUUGAGCAAGCUUAUUGAUGCUCUCGGUCGCAUGCGCCCUGGUGCAGCCACUGAAGUCUGCUCCUUGUUCCCGCUCUUCACGGCUGGUUGUGAAUCUAGAGACUCGGUUCAACAAGGCAAGCUUUUAGACCGGUUCUUUGUAUUGGAGAGUUCGGGCAUGAAACAGGUACGGUUCCAUGCGUUUUUAACAUUCGAUUGGGAAGAUUUGCUGAUACGAUAUUCGCUAGAUUCAAAACGCGCGUCAACUGAUGCAACACUGCUGGGAUACUGA